Messenger RNA from Patiria miniata (bat star), 5644 nucleotides. It is a transcript of the gene smo, whose product is annotated as smoothened homolog. Lineage: Eukaryota; Metazoa; Echinodermata; Asteroidea; Valvatida; Asterinidae. Gene Ontology annotation, biological process: central nervous system development; positive regulation of smoothened signaling pathway; smoothened signaling pathway. Bases 644 to 2971 code for a protein of 775 amino acids. The record is from RefSeq and is a predicted model, not a curated record. Gene Ontology annotation, cellular component: plasma membrane; cilium; dendrite. Gene Ontology annotation, molecular function: transmembrane signaling receptor activity; patched binding. The transcript has 12 exons.
GAUUUUUUUUUUUUAGGCCGUCGACUUGCCCCACCAUUGUUUGACAACUUCAAGAUAAACAUCCUUAUGUUUGCCAGGCAAUUCAUUGACAAACAAAUCAAAAGUGCUUCGAAGCGUCGACUAUUGUGUCCUUAGUGUUUAUCGCGAAGGCUUUGGUGGAAUAAUUGUUGGAAUAGCAAACACAUUUGCGGUUAAAUUUUGGAGGAAAGAAACCUGGAAGUUUGAAGACGUUCGAUGCGGUUUCUUGAGAAGUUCACUUUGUCUGGUGUGGCGUGCGGAUAGGGAAAAGACUGUAUUUUCGACAUCUUAGUUCAGUACUCUUCAUGCGAUGUUCAAAGUAAAUCCCACAGAAGCUGAAAGCUACACGUACGACGCUUGAGUAAAUUUCACUGGAAAGAUGGAGAUCAGGACAGUACCAACCAACUAUCAAAGUUUGUUCUGAGCAUAAAAAGAUGUAGAUGAAUGAGUUAGCAUCUGCAGAUUCGGAGAAAGUGAUGACAAAACGUUGGCCAGGAAUACAAAAAUCCUACCCAGAAUAAUUUUCCAGAAUGGAGAAGAAAACUUCAAAACCAUGUUGACUGUGGAAUCUUAACUUUCUCAAAAUAUUCUUGAGAAAAAAAAAGCAAAAAGUAACGUGAACACCAUGGGCAGAUUUUCCGUCACGUAUUGCACCUUGACUCUCCUUGCCUGGACAUGGACAAUACCGCAAAGCCAAGCCGUGAACCUGACUAUUUUCGAUGGUCUGGGCGCGCCGUCCUGCAAGCGACCGAGCACGUGCGUUCCGGUCAUGAAUUCAACGUGCUUAGGCUCGUCCAUCCAGCAUUCCUUCACAUCGCUGGAUUUAGCCAACGACUCAGUCACCCAGGAGGAUAUUUUGCGCAACUUUCGCAUGUGGGAGGGGCUACGACUGGUGCCGAAAUGCUGGGAAGUGGUCCAGCCUUUUCUCUGCGCCGUCUACCUGCCGAAAUGCGAGGACGGAAUGGUGGAGCUACCCAGUUACGACAUGUGUUCGGUUACCAGGGAACCAUGCCGUAUUGUGGACAUUGAGCACGGCUGGCCGGAGUUUGUGACGUGUGACGAGAGCCGCUUUCCACCCGAUUGUGACAACGUUUACAAAUCCAUCACCUUCAACACGACGGGCGAGUGCGAGCCCCCGUUGGUUGCCACGGACAACGAGAAGAGCUGGUACGAGACCGUGGAAGGAUGCGGCAUCCAGUGUCGGAACCCCCUCUUCACGGACGAGGAGCACGCGCAAGUCCAUCUGUUUAUCGCGGUGUUCGCGAGCGCGUGCGUCGUCUGCACGUUCUUCACUCUGAUCACCUUCUGUGCGGACUGGAAGAACUCCAGCAAGUACCCAGCCCUGAUCCUGUUCUACAUGAACGGUUGCUUCUUUGCUGGCAGUGUCGGGUUCCUGGCCCAGUUCCCCAGCGGUGCUAGGGACGACAUCAUCUGCCGGAAAGAUGGCACUAUGCGCCUUGCUGAACCAAGCGAUGGGGAGAAUCUCUCCUGCAUCAUAAUCUUCAUCUUAGUCUACUACUUCAUCAUCGCCGGUGUGAUAUGGUUCGUCUGGCUGGCCUAUGCCUGGCAUCUCUCCUUCCGUGCCCUGGGCACACCGCGCCAAGCCCUGAAAGGCAAGACAAGCUACUUCCAUCUCUUGGCCUGGAGUCUGCCAUUCAUACUGGUUGUCAUCAUUGUCGCUAUCAAUGAGGUGGACGGUGAUUCAGUUUCCGGGAUCUGUUUUGUGGGUUAUCAGAACCACUACUACCGGGCAGGGUUUGUCCUGCUACCUAUCGGCAUCAUGCUAGUGGUAGGCGGCUUCUUCCUCAUGAACGGUCUGAAGACGCUGUGCACCAUAGACCGAGACAAUCCUGGCCUGCUGAGUGACAAAGCAGCUCAUCGCAUCAAGGGAACCAUCAUCCGCAUCGGUGUGUUUGCCUUUCUUGCGUUCCUCUUUGUCUUCAUCACGUUUGCCAGCCACCUGUAUGAGUUCACCAACCAGGAGUCGUGGAAGAGAGGCUUCCAAGAUUACUUAGUUUGUGAAGCCAACGUGACCUUCCUGAGCGGCCUGUCCGACAAGCCCGUCCCUACCUGUGCCCUCAACUCUCGGCCCAACAUCAGCGUCAUCAUGGUCCACCUCUUCUCCAUGUUUGGGGCCGGCAUUGCCAUGAGCAUGUGGGUCUGGACGCCGUCCUCCUUGGCCAUCUGGCAACGCACAUGGAGAAAGAUCACACGGCAAGCCAUCAACGAGCCCCAGCGGCUUAAGAAGAGCCGGAUGAUAGCCAAGGCCUUCGCCAAGAAGAUGGAGAAGAAGGCGGAUGACAACGAUGACGCGCUGUCUGUCAGCUUCGAGUCGGCCUCCCAUGAUGAUGCCAUCGGUAUGAAGUUAGACUUGCCCAAGUCCAGCGUGACCGAAGACUCGUCCUCGGUCUGGGGUCAGGGUAAUAACGUCCCAGCCAGGAUGCUGAUGAGGCGCGGUGGGGGCGCCCUUCCGCUCCCGGUGUUCGCCACCAACGCCAGCUCACCAAGGAACUCUCCCGAUUCCCAGCUGGAGUCCCGACCCCCGACUGCCGCCCAAGCCAACCACAACAUAGUCCAGGCGGAAGUCGUCAUCGAGCCCCCGCCCCCGAACAUGCGCAAGUCGCGCCGCAACAAACGCCGGGACCGUUCCCGUCGCGGCGCCAACCUCCCCCUGCACGGCCCCAGCGGACGCGAAACACCCAUGCACGACCCCUACGUACAGGACGACAUGGAGACCAUCCCUGGUAGUGAGGAAGGUGUCAUCGGAGCCCCGAAUCGUGGAGCGCGGAGAGCGAGGCAUUCCUUCCCCAGUGAGAUCUCAGAUCUUGAUAGUGUGGCGCGAAAGUCCACAGUUCCUAAACUUCCAGCGAUUCAGCGACGGCAGGUCAGUUUUGUGGCGCCUCCUGCCGACUUUGACUUGCCCAGCUCAAUGUCGAUAGACUCAGUGGUAUGAUUUUAAAAAACCUUGAGCUUCGUCACAAAAUUCGGCUCAAGAAUUAUUUUCAAACAUCUAUUGCUACACCUCUUACAUAUUGAUGAGCGAAAGCCAAAGUCUUACUGGUCCAUUGACCAUCACGUGUCAGCCGCUAGUUUUACUAACCGCGUACGGCACGCGACAAUUCACGCACAGGGUAAAUACGCAUGCACAAUCAACUAUCGCAUUGGUAACCCAUGCAAUAGUCUUCUACGCAUGCACCUGACUGAGCAGUCAUGGCAUUAUUGCAUGGGGUAGUGUGCAUAUAUGAACACCACCUGAGCUACAUGAGAAGAUUGUGGCACAUGCGGGAAUAGUUUCUAAUACCUCGGGGAGCUAAUAUCAACUAUCCACCCUCAAAUCAUGAAAUAUUUGUAUACUGUCAAACGUAAAUAUUGAAACUGUUGCCUGAUAUCAAGUCAUAAAUAUAGCAUGUCAAGCAUAAAUAUUCAUGACUAUGCAAAUAAUGUUUUUAUAUGCAGAUUUCAUAUGCAAAUGAAGAGCAGUGGUGCAUUUUGUAUAUUUUAUACUCAUUCAAUUUUUCAUGAUAAAUAUUGUAAGGCCAAAAAAGAUAUAUAUAGCUACAGUACCUAGAGCCUGAGGCUGUAAUUUUAUAGCAUACAGUGAUUUUAAAAGUAUGACUGUGAAGGGUGAAACUCAACAAAUGAACAUCUCUGUAUCGCAAAAAAAAAUUUUCAUUAAAAAAUAUCACGUAUGGAAACAAUUGAAGGAAAAACAGAAAACAUAAAUAAGAGGGAAAAAGCGGGUAAAACAGUGAACCUUAUAUUACUUUUGUAAUUUGUAGCACUGUAAUUUUUCAUUGAAGGCAUCUCGGUAGCUCGACAGCUCUUUGCAAACACAGCUCCAAAUUAACUCAAAUUUUCCCGUAUUCAUUAAACAGUGUGCUUGUUAUUUGCAGGGUUAUUAAGUUAUUCGCUAAAAAAAAAAAAACUGAUUGUAACAGUUUUUAUUCAUAGUUUAUGUUCCUGGCCCCACGGUGUGCUUAUCGCCUCAGUAUUUUUUAUAGAAACAAUUCAGUGCUCAAGAUGGUAUUUCCGUCCAAAAUUUGCCAAAAAGUUUAUUGUAAAAAGUGAAAUCUCAAACAGUAUUCGACAGUAUUGUUUUUAGUGAAGACUAGUGUCUUGAACUAGUAGAAAAAUUAAGAUAUUUGUAUUAAUUAAAUCUACACAACAACAUUUUUGUAUUAUUGAAUGUGCCUCUCUUAAACACAUUGUAGACAAAAUGUGAGUUAUCUUCUGUACAUAGGUUGCCUUAAAUCUUUUUGCAGAUUUUUUUGUAUGUUGCUUCUAGAUAUUUAUAUGCCUUUUUUUGGGAAAGUAGACUACAGUACGUAGUGAACUUUAUAGGUACUUGCUGUUAAUGAGCUAUGCAUUUUGUAUUCAUCAAUUAAAUUUUAGCUGAACCCGGUCAUUCAUGAACUAUGCAUUACAAAGCAACUCUAUACAGUUUACAACAUGUACAUAGUUUUUAUUUUAUACACUAGUUUAAAAUUACUUUGUAUUCAUAGAUGAUACUUUUUUUUUUAUAGCAGUACGUCUUCCAGGGUUGACAAACUUUCAAGUCAUGUGAAAGAUCAUGGUACUAUUUUAAGCAUGAAUAUUCAUGAUGUGCAAAAAACAAAGAUUUCAUAUGCAGAUUUUUAUGCAAAUGAAGAGCAGUGGUGCAUUUUGUAUGUUCUAUACUCAGUAAAAUGUGUGGGUUUUUCCAUGUUAGAUAUGUUAAGGAGAUACGACAAAAAAAGUGGACAUUCUUCCUUUUGAAUCAAAGAAUCUCCACCUUUUGAGUCGUUUCUCCGACUUAAACUACGUCCCUCCCGCAAGUAUUGUCCAGUUUACAGGGGAACAAAAAAUGUGGAUUCUUAUUAAUGCUUUGAGCUAUGAGAUGAAUUUGAUCCAUUGUCCAGCAUUGGCUAGCUAUGUAAAAGCUUUACUCCUGGGCCUUAAUUAUGCGCUUGUACCUUUACUGGAUCGUGUUGUUAACCCUCUGCAUGGGUGUAUAACUUUUGUUCCAUUCUUCAGGAUGAUGCAUGCAGGGCCACAUACAUGCAGACACCAUUAGUGGCUUGUAGUACAUAUACCAUCUUUGUUACCUCUCUGAUGGAGUUAUACAUGUACAUGUAUGUUAGUGUUUCAGCUACGCACAUAUACUGAAUUAAAACACUAUUAAAAUGCUAUCGAUGCGAGCGUACGGGAUGGAGGAGUUUUAACACCAACCACAAGGAAGUUUGGCGAGCAGCUUAUUUGUGGAACCACUUUGUCAGCUGAGAUGAAGACCGCUGACCUUGACAUUGCUAGUACACCGAAAUAUCUCGCUCGCCACAGGAAUUACUCUGUUUGGAAAAUACAUAACAUCGGAAUAUCAUCUGAGAAGUAUUGAUUGGUAAGUUUCUGGCAGUCAAUUUGAUUUUUCAGUUACUUAUCCAUUCUUUAUAAUUGUCAAUGAAUUGUCCUUUUUGUUAUGUUUUUACGGACCAUUAUAAUGUAUACUUACGGACCAUUUCAAGUAUACUUGAAUAACAAAGGACGAGUUGUAAUAAAACUGUAAGUAAAUGGACUAGAUAUGAACAUUAAAAAAUUGAAAGCGAAAAUGUGAAAUUCAGUGCAAAUCGUUACAAAGCUAAUUCUAGAAAUU